This is a messenger RNA of Emiliania huxleyi CCMP1516, 611 nucleotides long. RefSeq lists its product as hypothetical. NCBI's taxonomy places the organism in Eukaryota, Haptophyta, Isochrysidales, Noelaerhabdaceae. The annotation marks the transcript as partial. The transcript is spliced from 4 exons. The record is from RefSeq and is a predicted model, not a curated record.
ACGGCCCGGCCGUCAGAUCUGACGAGGAGGAAGGGCACCGCACCCCGCCUCGUCCGGCCCGGCGGGAGCGGCGCGGGCGGCGGCGCGGGCGGCGGCGCGGGCGGCGGGCGUGGGGGAGACUACUGCAGGUACAGCGGCUUCGCGACGCACGCCUUUGCGGUGCGGCCGGCGAUGGCAAAGCAGCUGCUGAGGGCGACUCGCAGUUUUGGGGGGUGGUCGGGCAGCACGCCCGUAGACAGGCGGCUGCAGGCUGUCUGCUCGCAGCUGGGCGGGUGCUUGCUGACCGACCCAGGGCUGUCGAGUCCGGGCGACGCAACCAUGCGCGGCUCGUUCUACCAGGACCGCAAACAGUUCCCGUCGAUAAUCCGCGAGAACACGGGGCUGUUUUGGAAGGGCUUUUCUGAGUCGGUCGAUGCGGCGAUGUGCGUGGGUGUAGAGCGAGUACAGCUCGCACGCAAGUAGUGUAGUGUCCGCUCCGCCGCGGAGGUGAUCUAGCAAGUGUAGCACGGCGGGGCGGAGUCCGGAGACGGGAGACGGGAGUUGAACUCACUGUGAUAUGUGAUGCGCUCAUUGCAUGCAUUUUGAAAUUUUGCUCUUCAAUGGGCUCUCGU